Messenger RNA from Stomoxys calcitrans (stable fly), 2670 nucleotides. It is a transcript of the gene egr, whose product is annotated as protein eiger. NCBI's taxonomy places the organism in Eukaryota, Metazoa, Arthropoda, Insecta, Diptera, Muscidae. The coding region runs from base 808 to 2124 and encodes 438 amino acids. Gene Ontology annotation, cellular component: membrane. The transcript has 7 exons. Gene Ontology annotation, molecular function: receptor ligand activity; tumor necrosis factor receptor binding. Gene Ontology annotation, biological process: immune response. The record is from RefSeq and is a predicted model, not a curated record.
GAGUCUCCGCAGUCUGAUUACUCGUUGAUCAUUUAAAACAAAAUAGACGCAAGGAAAUACAAUUCAGUCGCGUGCGGGUCAUAAGAACGAACGGACCUCAUACGAACGUAUGUUCUUUUUUCUUCUUUUUUUCCCAUGGCAAAGAUUUGUAUGCCUAUGCUCGGUAUAAUACGCCAAACAAAAAUCCUAAAAUCUUUGUUGAAAAUUAAGUGAUGGUGAUAACAAUAUAAAAAAAAUGUAUUAAAUGCUACACAAUAUAAGAAAAAAUCAGUAAUAAUAUCGAAAAAAAAAAAACAAAAAUAACAACAGAAUACAUAACAGAAAGAGAUUGCUGAUCGAAGAGAAAAUUGCCAAAAGGCUCAUUUGCAUUUAUGAGAAAAAGAAAAUAAUCUCAAACAGAAAAAGAAGAAACCCAAAAAAGAUACUCUCGUGACUUGAAUCCACGACGCAUAAGGGCCGUCGGCAACCAAUCUAUCUAUCUAUACACGUACUCGUACGAGAUCAGUGCUGCAAAAAUCAAAGAGAGUGCCCUCAAAGAAACUUGUUUUUGUUUUUUUGCUCACUGCGAAUAGUGUUUGGCUUACCUUCAUUGCAUUCGCUCGUUCGCUCAUUCGAUGAAUACCAUGCACACUGAUGUAUCCCUUCUUGUACGGUGAACAUUAAGAAUUAACACACACACACAGUGUAUCAACCGAACGAAAAUCCACAUCUCAGAAGUAAAACAAAGCUGAAGAGGAGGCCCUUCUAGUCAUCUGGGGAGCAAAGUUUUAAUUAAAUUAAUAAUUUUGUUUGGUUGUCAGCCAGUGCAUGCCAGUGAUCAUGACCGCCGAGACACUCAAACCGUUCAUUACACCUCCCGGUAGCGUGGACUAUGUGACAACCUCUCAUUCAAGUGCUUCUUCCGUUCAUCAUCGCGGCAGCCGUUACUUAAUUGUAAUUGUGGCAAGUGCAUUUCUAGUGCUUUUGGUCUCAUCAUUAUUGGGCCAUGCGAUAUGGAACACUGUGCGCAUAUCACAUUUAAAUACAGAAGUGGAAUCACUGAACAAUAUCAUUGAAAGCAUGCAAAAGCGUUUGGGACUCGAAUAUCUGGAUGGCUUAAUUGAUAUCGAGAAAGAGGAUGAGAAUAACAAUGCAUUAAUUGAUGAUAUGCUACUCGAUGAAGAAGAAAGUAACAGUGGAGAGGAAAACGAUGAAGAUGGCGAUGAGGAUGACGACGAUGAUGAAGAAGACGACGAGGGUGAUGAUGAUACCGAUGAUUUUGACUACGAUGAAAUUAUGAAGAAAUUCAUCGAUUUUGAAAAGGAAGAUGACGAUGCAGAUGCCGAUGAUGAUGACAGCGAAGAAUAUGAUAAUUUAUAUGAGGAUUAUGAGAAAUAUCAGGGCUCAACGAAAAAGACACAGCCAGGAGAGAGAAAAACUCGAUCAAUCCAAACCCCUAUCAAGGAAGAUGACACUUUAAAUGAUAAGGAGUCACUAGAACAGCAAGUUAAUCGCACUCCCAGUCUUCGCAAAUCGUUGUCCAAACCAACUUUAGUAGCGGCAGAUAAUGCCGAUAGACGUCGCAGCCCAUUGCGCCCUUCCUACUCACGAAGACGAAAGUUUCCAGCGGUCAAGAGUGGUAAUUCUUCCGUUGCAGCAAAAACCGUGGCCCAAGAAAUCGGCUUCAAUGAAGUUGAGACAACGAAGCCAGCAGCUCAUUUCCAUUUAACUCACAAAAUUCCCAAUCAUCAUGCAACUGUACGAGUUAAUUCUUACAAUGGCGAUAUGUAUAUCGGCAGACCAAGUUGGACAAAUGAACGCGAUUCUCUGGACUCCUUUUUCCAUGUGGAAAAUGGAGUUUUAACAGUUCACGAAUCGGGUCUUUAUUAUGUCUAUGCGCAAAUAUGCUAUCACAAUCCCUAUCCCCAAAAUGGUUUCAUCAUAUUCCAUGGCCAUAAGCCAUUCCUGCAGUGCUUGAGCAAUAUUUUCACCAACAACAACAGUGUCAUCAAUACAUGCCACACCAGCGGUCUAAUAUAUCUGAAACGUGAUGAGCACAUACACAUUCGAGAUUUCCACAGCGAUCGUAAGGCAUAUCUGGAGGAUGGUAACAAUCGUAGUUAUUUCGGUUUGAUUAAAAUUUAAUGCGAAGCGAAUCGAACGAUCACUUAUAUAAAUAUAUAUAUAUAUAAAAAUUUUAUAUUUAAAUCUUAAGUUAUUGUUAGUAUCUAUUUAAAUAUAAUUUUCUAACCACAAAAAAAAUUUAAAUACUCCUCUUCUUAUCAGCCGCGACUGCUUGCCUCAGUAGACACAAUAAUUUAUGCCACAGUCCUACAUAGUUUAGUUAGGAGGCCACCGUGGCGCAGAGGUUCAAAUCCCGGCGUGAACAUCAAAAAAAGAUUAAUUUUAAAACUACUCUACCAAGUGAUGUCGCUAUGCGGCACGCCGUUCGGACUUAGCAUAAAAAGGAGGCCCCUUAUCAUUGAGCUUAAACUUUAAUCGGGCUACAGCAUUGUCAUUAUUGAUAUGAGGGAAGUAUCCCCUAUUCCUUAAUGGAAUGUUCAUGGGAAAUUUAGUAGUAGUUAGUUUACUAAUAAAUUAUUAUACAAAAACACGAACAACUAUUUUUGUAUUUAAAUAUGUAUAUGUUGUAAAAAAAAUAUCAAUAAAUAUUAAAGAGUCACAAAAAGA